Messenger RNA from Geodia barretti, 474 nucleotides. The record is from the annotation of a GenBank genome assembly. Lineage: Eukaryota; Metazoa; Porifera; Demospongiae; Tetractinellida; Geodiidae.
AUGCCAGCAGAGGUUGGACAGCCCGCCCCCGACUUUUCCCUUUACGACACCGACCGCAACGUCCGCACCCUUCAGGAGUUCCGCGGCAAAACCGUCGUCCUCGCCUUCUUCCCCGGCGCCUUCACCGGCGUCUGCACCACCGAGGCCUGCACCCUCCGCGACUCCAUCUCCGAAUUCGACGGCAUGAACGCCCAGGUCCUCGGCAUCACCGUCGACGGCCCCUUCGCCCAGAAGGAGUGGUCCACCCAGAACAGCGUCAACUACCCCUUCCUCUCCGACUUCAACCGCCAGGCCGUCAACGCCUACGACGUCGCCCUCCCCGGCCUCGCCGGCAUGGAAGGCUACGUCGCUGCCAACCGCGCCGUCAUCGUCGUCGACCCCCAGGGCACCGUCCAGUACCGCUGGACCGCCCCCGCCCCCGUCAACGAACCCGACUACGCCGAGGUAAAAGCGGCAGUCCAGUCCUGCGCGUAG